AUGAAUAUCAAUAAGAAGUUCGAUCGCAUGAAGCAAUGGGGCAAGGAGCGGAUGGGAGGCGAGGUCAAGACAGACACAAGCGAGGAGUUCAAGGCAUUGGAGAUGGAGAUGCAGCUGCGACACGAAGGCAUGCAGCGAUUGAAGAAAUCCGCGGACGUUUACGUUCAACACACGGGAAAGCGCGAGAAAUACCAGGACAAGGAACAACAACUUCCAGUCGGCUACUUUGGCAGCACAAUGGUAGCACACGGCGAUGACUUCGAACCAGAUUCCGAAUUUGGACAAUGUCUGGCUAUGCUUGGAAGAGCGAACGAGCGCAUUGCUCGGAUGCAGGAGACGUACUGCGCCAAUGCUACUAGCAGCUGGCUGGAAUCGCUCGAGCGGAGCUUGGUGCAGAUGAAAGAGUACGAGAGGGCGAGAAAGCAAUUGGACAGCAGAAGAUUGGCAUACGACACGGCAGGCGUGAAGAUGCAAAAGAGCAAGAAGGAGGACUUCAGGAUGGAAGAGGAGCUUCGGAAUCAGAAGAUGAAGUAUGAGGAGAGCAGCGAGGACGUCUACCGGAGAAUGCUUGACAUCAAGGAGGCAGAAGUGGACUCUGUGCAGGACCUCACAAGCUUUCUGGACGCAGAGUUGACAUACUACGAUCGAUGUCGGGAAGUGCUUCUGCAACUGAAGCGAGAUUGGCCAGCAUCCCGGUCCGGCACAGCCUCGCCAGUCAAUGGUCUUGCACGCCAUGGAACCCGAUCGCGAGCCUCCUCGAACGCCGACCGGUUCUCUAGAAUAGACGAAGACGAACCUCUCGAGCCACCACGACGAAUAGGUUCCCGGGUUCCACCGGGCGCCAACUCGCCUCGAAAAGAACUACCGGGCUUCGAUCUUCCAGUGCGGCCAAACGGUCUACGAAGCAGCAGCACACCCGGAUUCGAAGGUCCUAUGUCGCUCUCUAGAAGCGAGACUCUUUCCCCAGCCCCAAUGCCACGGCUCACUCGCGUACCUACAGAACCAAGCAGUAUUCUCGGAGCACGCUCAAACUUGCGAAUCACGAAGUCAAGAGAAAGCUCUCAGCCUCCGCCCGACGUGUUCGGAGAUGACCAGUCCGACUACUCAAGAGAUCUGGUCGAUCACCACAGGACCGCAAGUUGGAGUGCAGCAGCCCAAGAUGGCAGCGCGACGAACGGAGGGAAGAAGCCUCCACCUCCACCUCCCCCAUCACGAGCGAAGAAACCUCCCCCUCCGCCGCCGAUGAAAAGGAGUGCUCUUAGUACGAGCGAGAUAUCUCAAUACUGA
This is a messenger RNA of Pseudocercospora fijiensis CIRAD86, 1287 nucleotides long. RefSeq names its product lysophosphatidic acid acyltransferase endophilin. Lineage: Eukaryota; Fungi; Ascomycota; Dothideomycetes; Mycosphaerellales; Mycosphaerellaceae. Gene Ontology annotation, cellular component: cytoplasm. The record is from RefSeq and is a predicted model, not a curated record. Gene Ontology annotation, molecular function: protein binding. Bases 1 to 1287 code for a protein of 428 amino acids. The transcript has 3 exons.